UUCAAACAAAUGUUAAAAAGUCCGGUUUUCCAAAGUAGACUAAAUAUUUACUUGCGAAACUAUUAAUAAUGAACUUUUAUGAAAUUAAAAUUAAUUAAAAACAACGGUUUGUCACAAAGCAGAGUAAUAAAGAAAUAUAUUUAGAAUAAGUUAAUAUAAGUUUAUUUAUACACGAUGUCUGACGCUUGGGAAGAAAUUCAGGCUGUCAAAAGCAAGAGAAACAGUUUGAGAGAGAAGUUAGAGAAAAGGAAGAAGGAGAGACAAAACAUUUUAGGAACGAAUUUAGCUAGUGGUGAUAAAACUGAGAGCGUACCGGCGGCUGCGUCUAGUGGUAAAGAACGCAGCGCGUCUAGCCCGGCGCCCAGUAAAAGUGACACUCCGUCUAUAGACAAAUCGAAAUUGAUACCCUCAGCAUCUCUGGAGGUUCGUCUUCUCCAAGUUUUAUCGGACAUGCAGCUCCAACUCCCGGCCACGGCCAGCGCCUUAAUGCCAGGCCUCGGUGAUGUCGAUACUGGCAUUGUGGCCAGCCUGCUACAGAAGUUCGCAACACAGAAACUUAUAACUAUUAAAGAGAGGACAGAGAACACAACGGAUGCUAGUAUUGAGGUUGUGAAUGCUGAAUCCGUUAGACUGGCUGCCGUGUUGGCAGCAUUGAUGGAAGAACAAUCGUCCACAGUCAAAAGGAAAGGUGAUAGUGCCUCUGACGAAGGAGCCCAUCCGAAAGUCGCUAAAUCUGCCACAGAUGAUAAAAAAACUGGGAAAAGUGAUGCUGAUAUCAUGUCUUUAUUAGCAAUGCCGUCAAGUAGAGAAAAAGCUGUGAAAAGAGUGGGCGAAGAAAUUAUGGAUUUGCUGAGUAAACCAACGGCUAAGGAGAAAUCACUCGCGGACAAGUUUAAGAGCCAAGGAGGUGCCCAGGUGAUGGAGUUCUGCCCUCAUGGCACCAGAUCCGACUGCGGUUCCCCGACAUGCAAGAAACUCCACUUCAAGAAGAUAAUUCAGAACCACACUGACGAAGCCCUCGGUGAUUGCUCUUUCCUCAACACCUGCUUCCAUAUGGACAGUUGCAAAUACGUUCACUACGAGGUGGAUAACACAGACCCAAACAUAACAGCCCCCAAGACGACCCCCGAACCAGCGGCGAAACCGGGGAAUAAUGGAACACCCGCAGCGCCCAAGGCUGACGGAGUUCUGACGCUGACCCCCCCACAGUGGAUACAGUGCGACCUGAGAUAUCUAGACAUGACGUUCCUUGGUAAGUUUGCCGUGAUAAUGGCAGAUCCACCGUGGGAUAUCCACAUGGAACUGCCGUACGGCACUAUGUCUGAUGAUGAGAUGAGGUGUCUCGGGGUGCCGCAGCUGCAGGACAGUGGGCUCAUCUUCCUCUGGGUGACCGGAAGAGCCAUGGAGUUGGGCAGAGAGUGUCUGAAGCUGUGGGGAUACGAGCGUGUGGAUGAACUCAUCUGGGUGAAGACGAACCAGCUGCAGCGGAUCAUACGAACCGGGCGCACCGGGCAUUGGCUGAACCAUGGGAAGGAACACUGUUUGGUGGGCAUGAAAGGCAACCCCGAGAAUUUGAAUCGUGGUCUAGACUGUGACGUCAUCGUAGCCGAGGUCCGCGCCACAAGCCACAAACCAGACGAGAUAUAUGGCAUAAUUGAGAGACUCAGUCCUGGGACGAGAAAGAUAGAACUUUUUGGCCGUCCGCAUAACGUGCAACCAAACUGGAUAACACUAGGCAACCAAGUGGAUGGCGUGCGUCUCGUCGACCCUGAUCUCAUAGCGGCUUUCAAGAAACGCUACCCUGAUGGUAAUUGUAUGGCGCCCCCUCCCCCGGACCCCGGCCUAGCUUAAUACUGACGAGAUCUAGCUUAAAUUAUGUAUAUACCAUAGACUAAGAAUAUUAAAUGUAAAUAAAAGUGAUUUUUUUUUUUCAAAAAUAAAAUUAUUUUGUACCAAA
This is a messenger RNA of Danaus plexippus (monarch butterfly), 1957 nucleotides long. RefSeq names its product N6-adenosine-methyltransferase catalytic subunit (gene Mettl3). The record is from RefSeq and is a predicted model, not a curated record. NCBI's taxonomy places the organism in Eukaryota, Metazoa, Arthropoda, Insecta, Lepidoptera, Nymphalidae. The coding region runs from base 175 to 1851 and encodes 558 amino acids. Gene Ontology annotation, cellular component: RNA N6-methyladenosine methyltransferase complex; nucleus. The transcript is spliced from 13 exons. Gene Ontology annotation, molecular function: mRNA (2'-O-methyladenosine-N6-)-methyltransferase activity; mRNA m(6)A methyltransferase activity.